UUAUCACCCUCUUCCUCCUCAUACAACAUUUGACACUUCAUUCAUAAAUUUUCUUUGUCUAUUAGCUACAAAAGGUAGAAGAAUUUAUUGAUUUGAGAGACAAAUAAAGAGCAAAAAAGCUUGUCUCAAAUUUACUAUUCAACAACAAAAUUUCAGGGUUUUGAUUAGUUUCUUUAGUCUAUUUUGUUCUUGUAUUGUUCUUGUAUUGAAAGAUUAAUGUCUCUGUUUGCUUCACUUGCCAUUUAUAAAGUUGCCAAAGAUGCAGCUGGAAUUGCUGGUAACAUCUUUGCUUUUGGGUUAUUUGUAUCUCCAAUACCUACAUUUAGGAGAAUUAUCAGAAAUGGGUCAACAGAAAUGUUCUCAGGGUUGCCAUAUAUUUACUCCUUAUUGAACUGUUUAAUCUGUUUGUGGUAUGGAACUCCUUUGAUAUCACAUGAUAAUAUUUUGGUUACAACGGUUAAUUCGAUUGGAGCGGUUUUUCAGUUUGUGUACAUAAUCCUCUUCAUGAUGAGUGCUGAGAAAGAAAAGAAGGUGAGAAUGCUUGUAUGGUUGAUGGGUGUUCUUGGCGUAUUUGCGAUCAUAUUGAUUGGGAGUUUGCUAAUUGACGAUGUUAUAAUGCGCCGCCUCUUUGUUGGGAUUUUGAGUUGUGUGUCUCUUAUUUCGAUGUUUGCGUCUCCGUUGUUUAUAAUUAAAUUGGUUAUCCAGACAAAAAGUGUUGAGUUCAUGCCAUUUUAUCUCUCACUUUCCACCUUCCUAAUGAGCACGUCUUUCUUAGUUUACGGAAUACUCAGCGAUGAUAUCUUCAUCUAUGUGCCAAAUGGGAUAGGAACCAUUUUGGGAAUGACUCAGUUGAUAUUAUACUUCCACUAUGAGAGUAAAUCUAGAAGAGCCGUCGAAGAACCGUUGAUCGUGUCAUAUGCAUGAUCACUUCUGCUGUAAAGACGAAGAUUCGAAGAAGUUAUUAGAUAUGAAGUUUUGCUGCUGCCGGCUUGAUAUAUGGUCUGAAACCGGAGCUCGCAAUGUUGCUAUUUGGUUCAAAUUAUUGGUACAAUGUCUGUUGCACCCUUGAGAGUGACCAGAAGCUGCAAAGAAGAAUAACUUCAGAUAUUCUGUAUAUAUUGUAUGUCUUUUUGGGGGAAGGUGAAGUAUGUAUUGAAGUUCAAAUGGUAGUAUUAUAGAAAGAAAUGUAUUUUGCACCAUUUCUGCAUUUGUUGGUGGCCUCUCUCACAUUGAGUGAGGCAUUUUUUUGAAGUACAUAUGAUGUAAGAAACAAAUAUAUUCAUAUUAUUUUGAGAGGCAUGUAGAUUGCUGGAAGUGAUCUAUUUCCUGUAUUA
This is a messenger RNA of Vicia villosa (hairy vetch), 1334 nucleotides long. RefSeq names its product bidirectional sugar transporter SWEET2-like. Gene Ontology annotation, biological process: carbohydrate transport. Gene Ontology annotation, cellular component: membrane. Gene Ontology annotation, molecular function: sugar transmembrane transporter activity. Lineage: Eukaryota; Viridiplantae; Streptophyta; Magnoliopsida; Fabales; Fabaceae. The transcript has 7 exons. The coding region runs from base 217 to 924 and encodes 235 amino acids. The record is from RefSeq and is a predicted model, not a curated record.